Cladophialophora immunda is the source of this 3710-nucleotide messenger RNA. RefSeq lists its product as uncharacterized. Bases 368 to 1876 code for a protein of 502 amino acids. The transcript has 5 exons. Lineage: Eukaryota; Fungi; Ascomycota; Eurotiomycetes; Chaetothyriales; Herpotrichiellaceae. The record is from RefSeq and is a predicted model, not a curated record.
AACUAGACAGGCUCACCCCUCAAUCCAAGCUCGAGAGCUCUUUUUUCUUUCUUUGAUCCAUCCCACCAACUCUCAACAGUCCAAAAUACCCUCUCCUCUCAUCCAAACCGACAUCCUCUCCUUCCCUCCUCCCCGUCUCCUUGCACACUCGUCGAAAGGCCAGCAGUUGACUCUGUUGUGUUGUGCUCUCUCCUCGACCCUAUUCUUCCCGAGGAACAAAUCAUGUGAAGGAGGACCCAUCAUUACGUCGGUUCCCUCCCAGCUCAAAAACAGCCAAGCUUGUUGUGGACUGUCCGAUCAAUGCCGCCGACCUUCGUCCUUCUCUCCUAAAACUCGCACCUGCGGUUAGGGUCAGCGCUGAGAGGCCAUGCCGCCCAAACCUGCCCUCACCAGCUCUUUUCUCGUGUCGACGGAUGCAGAAAAUGAAGUUGUGUGUCCCCUCACAAACCAAGAUGGCUCACAGUGCAGAAAGAGAUGCAUUGGGGAAAAACGGUACCGGUCGAUGCAAGAACACAUUCGACGCGCCCAUCCAGAUCAUUAUAUUCCCAAAUUGCCUGCUACAGAGGAGAGUUUCCAGUUAAUGAUCAGCACUCCUCCCUCGCAACGCCCUCAGAUCCAACCAACUGCCGCCCUUCCUGCUCCCAGAGGCCCUUCGGGUGCGAGUGGACUGUUUGAACAAACCGGAGCAGGCACAAUGACUGCGCAACCCCCUGCGGCUGCCAAUGCUGCUGUUGCCCUGACACAACUGCACAAUUGGGACUCCGAUUUUGAUGUUUUCCCAGAUUCAGACUACAAACGCGAGUCGUCGGGUUUCGAACUGCCCUCGCUACGCGCUCAAUUUCAUGAAGAUACCCUGCCACCAUUCCAGCCCACUCGCCCGCGCGAACUAUUACCAUCUCUUCUACAGUCUCCGGGCAGUCGAUAUUCAUCUUUACCCCCCAUCCAAAGACGCGGCGAGAGACUUCCGCGACCCCGAAAGCCAUCGAUGGGGCAAAAUGCGCGCAAGGGCAAGCACGAACGCGGAAAAUCUAGGGAAUUUUCGGCCAAGGAUUUCUCCCGAAGACUGAGCGUCGAAGGCCGAAAAGCAAUGUCUGCCGAACCACCCACGGCGGCCUGGGUUCAAGGCAAGAGAUGGGAAGAUCUGAUCGAGGCUGCCACGAGUGCUACUGAGGCUGAUGAUGAUCGUGAUCUCACUCCCAUGCCGCAGUCGCCAAACUUUCCGCCCUCUACCACGGCUGCCGCCACCGCUGCUGGCUCGGGCAAUGCGCCCACCACCAACACCACCACCACGACCGCUCGUAGAUUGUCCGCCGCGGACAGCAUCUCGACCAGUGGGGAUGUCAACAAGCGCUCGUCGCUGCCCCCGGGCUUCCGUCCCUUUGGUCAUCACCUGCACCACCAACCUGGGCAAUACAAUGCCUCUCCGCUGCAGCGCACCCUGACUCCACCGCCACCAGAUAUCCUGGGACCCAAUGAUCCCGAGCCAUUCCCUUCGGUCGAGUCCUUAGAGAGCGCGGGAUCCGGUCAGAAUUUCCACAUCUCUGGUUCCGGCCUCCCUACAUCGGCAUCGUCCAACGAUAACACUAGCCCCCUCCAGCACCAUUCACACCCUUACCAGCACUCCCAAUCAUCCUCAUUUGGCAGCAAAUCGGAUGUAUUGGAGAUCUACUGCGCGUCGUGCAGUCGGCCGUGGCUACUGAAAAAUGCCUUCGCUUGCACCGAGUGUAUCUGUGGCGUCUGCAGCGACUGCGUUGGACAGAUCAUCAGCAGUCCUGUGGUGACGGUCCAACCAGGUCUCGCACCGAUGCGCCGCGGAUGCCCCCGCUGCGGAGUCAUGGGCGGGCGCUGGAAGAGGUUCAACAUUGACAUUCGCUGAUGAUAACAUUCACAGGAAGAAGUCUCAAACUAGAAUUCCUAGGGUGUUCGUAUUGUGUGGGAGGAGGGGGAGGCGGGAGGGGAUCGCCUAGCUUAAACUCCCCCUGCUUCCCUCCCCCUACCCAUCCCCCGAACAAGAAGUCAGGAAAAGAGGCGCGCCCAGGAAGAGCCCCUCAAGCGAGCGUGACUGAGACAUAAAUGAUCCUGUCAGCCGUGAAAUUACCGCAGACUCCGCUCAGCACCGAGCCAACCGGACGCGACAGAGACAAAGGAGAAAUUACUCCCUCGCGGAGCAGGCCGGCGAGGAGAUGCAGUAUUAGACACCAAAAGAGUAGUCACAGUAGAACGACCCUCCUAGGUCUGUAGGAGGAGGACCAGCAGCAAGGGCAGAAAGUAUAAGCGACGAGUUCCUAGUCCAGCAACACGAACUCCCCCCGCCAGGUGAAGGGUGAAGGGUAGUCGCCGCCGGGAUAGCGCAGAUUGGGAGGGAGGAGAUGCACAGGGAGGUCCAGGAAGGGCUUGCGUGGUGUCCAAUCGCUUCCACACGCAUUUUGUUGCGCAAUGUCAAAAAACGUGCGGGAUGCCGAGGAGAUCCAGGGGCCCAGAUUGGACAGGAGGACGGUCGACAGCGCAGUUAGACCAAUCGAGGCGCUCCCUAAGUCUCCCUUCCUCCCUGCGCCAGUGCAGCGCACAGGGCGGGAAUGGGGCCUGGCGCAGGCAGGCGCGGCACCUCAGGCCAGAAAAACUUGACAAUGGCCCUCCACUCCAACGCCACAAAAUGGCCAUUCCUGACCUCAUCAAGUCCGACUCAUGACGAUCAGCGUUUUGCUGCGGAGGCCUGCCCGCGCCUCCGACGAGUAGGAGUCGCAAACUCUGAAAAUCAAGUCUUCCAAGAGGAAAACCAAAGCGAGCACUAACUUCUGGAGGGGGGGAGGGAUCUUAAGGGAGUCCGCAGCCGGCUUGCAGGACAUCGGGGCCUUGGCUGCAACCCAUGUGGCUAGUUACGUUAUGCAUAUUCAGCAGCUGACACAGAUAACAGGCUGGGACUCAAACAGCAAAAGGAAAGACCAUGCAGAAGACCAUCUUCCUACAGGAGCAUCACAUCCCACCUGCAUGCACGAGCCGACCUGGGUGAGAAGUGGCUGAAAAGGAGGGUGUGGGUGCUAUGGAGACCUGGUGGGCUCUUGCGGUACCCGGCUCCAGUGUCCGCCCCCCUCCCUCAGUCAGCGCUUCUCCAUUGGAUUUCAUCCCUCCCUGGGUCCCCGAUGCCAGAGGCCGUCGAAGGUCCCAUGCGACGCCUGCUCCCCUUCUGUACAUGGGUCUGAGGCAACAAUUCGCUCAUAGCACGGUGGAAAGACUGGGAGAACCAUACGAGUGACGGUGCGAAUGGCGGCCGACCCAGACACAUGGCAGACAUGACGCUUUUCUUGUUCUCACAAGAAUUUUGGGUUGAGGGAGGGAGGGAUGUUGUGUGGGCGCAAACCCCAUGGGCCCAAAGAAGAAGAUUGGUACCACAGGGAAAUACGAAUAAGAGCAUGCGGCAUACAUACAGACUUGUUCACGGGGUUUGUUUCGCUCAUUUCUCGUCCAGCCUUUUCGACAUAGUACGAGCUGCUGCGACUCCCACGAACCGGUCCGCAGUUUUGAUGUGAUAUGCCAGGACGGAUGAUCGCAUUGCCCCUAGGCUCCUUGAGACGCUGAUGUCUAUACACGGCGACUUCUCGUACACCUCUGAUUAUGUCACAUGUAUUGAAAGCACAGACCACAUCAAUGAGAUAUUCAAACGACCUGGACCGUGAUAACAUGGAUAUUUGUCGGACACCUUUUGCUUGCUC